AUGACUUCUAUCAAACAUUUGAGUGUCAAAGAUGUGCACCAUUUAUCUGAUAAGAACAAAGACUCUAUUGAAAUUGUACAGUUAAGCAGGAAUGGUUCAUUGAGCGAAUCGGAGAACGAUGAAGAAGAGCCUAAUACUCAAUCUGCUUUGGUUAUUACAUCUUUUGAUGAACCAUUGAAGUUGAGCAAGAUUCCGAUCCCAAAAUUAAAUGAUCACGAUAUCCUUGUACAAAACAAAGCUAUUGGAUUAAAUCCAAUUGACUGGAAGGCCAAAAAGUAUCGAUUUGGUGUAUAUAGUUUCCCUUGGAUCAAUGGGAGAGAAAGUAGCGGAGUUGUAGUCAAAUUAGGCUCCAAGGUAAGCAAUUUUGAGAUAAAUGAUAGCGUAAUUGUCAGCAGUACGAGCUAUAGAGAUAAUAGAACAAGUACUUUUCAAGAAUACACCGCUAUUGACUCAAGAUUGGUCUGGAAGUUACCGAAAUUCCUCAGCUAUGAAGAUGGAGCAACUUUAGGAGUAGGAUUGGUGACGGCAGGUACCAUUUUAAACAAAAGUUUCGACUUAUCAUUGGUUGCUUCAGAAGCUAACAAGGGCAAAACUUUGAUAAUCUGGGGUGGUUCCACCGUUGUCGGGAUUUAUGUUACACAAUUGGCCAAAAUAAUUGGAUUGAAUGUCAUUUCUAUAUCUACAAUCGAUCAUAAAGAAUAUUUAUUGACACUAGGAGCUGAUAAAGUCAUCGACCGUAAUUUGGAAACUAAGGAAUUAAUUGAGCACAUUCCAGACAAGAUCCACUUUGCCGUCGACUGCAUUUCGAAAGAGACUUCCUUGAAAUUGAUUGACAUUUUAGUCAACAAAUCUGUUUUUAGUGACCAUAAACCACUAUUUUCCGGUAUAGUAGGUAUUCCCAAGGAUGUACCAUCACUGAUUGAAGUGAAGGAAGUAAUAAUUAAGCAAUUUCAUGAAGACAUUGAAUAUGGGAGUAAAUUUGUUCAAGUUACUUCAGAACUUCUACACGCGAAGAAGCUUAUUCCUAUUCGCUUUAAACACUUCAAUGACGGUGGGUUAGACUCAAUUACCAGUGGUCUAACAGAUUUAGAAUUGACUGGUGCUAAGGCCGAGAAGUAUGUUGUGUCUUUAAAGUAA
Messenger RNA from Dujonia railenensis, 1137 nucleotides. The record is from the annotation of a GenBank genome assembly. NCBI's taxonomy places the organism in Eukaryota, Fungi, Ascomycota, Pichiomycetes, Serinales, Debaryomycetaceae.